This is a messenger RNA of Aspergillus costaricaensis CBS 115574, 1683 nucleotides long. Its product is annotated as dolichyl-P-Glc:Man(9)GlcNAc(2)-PP-dolichol alpha-1,3-glucosyltransferase ALG6. Gene Ontology annotation, cellular component: endoplasmic reticulum membrane. The record is from RefSeq and is a predicted model, not a curated record. The coding region runs from base 1 to 1683 and encodes 560 amino acids. NCBI's taxonomy places the organism in Eukaryota, Fungi, Ascomycota, Eurotiomycetes, Eurotiales, Aspergillaceae. Gene Ontology annotation, biological process: protein N-linked glycosylation. Gene Ontology annotation, molecular function: dolichyl pyrophosphate Man9GlcNAc2 alpha-1,3-glucosyltransferase activity. The transcript has 4 exons.
AUGGCGCCUCCCCCGUCCUCUUACCGUCCGCGGAAGAAGAGAAAGCUUCCCUCGUCUUUCGCCGGCUCUAACAAUUCUCUCAUUGUUGACGCUGGAGGGAAAGCCUCUCCAGCUUUCCCAUUGGUGUCUUUCCUCUGGUCUGCUCGCGCUGGUGUCUCACAAUGGCUCGUUCUACCCUUGAUAUUGAUGGCAGUGGGAUUGUUUCGCUGGGCUGUCAGUUUGUGGGGAUAUUCUGGCUUCGGAGUACCCCCUAUGCAUGGUGACUUUGAAGCACAGAGGCAUUGGAUGGAAAUCACGACUCAUCUGCCCAUUGCCAAAUGGUAUCUAUACGAUCUGCAAUACUGGGGGUUGGACUACCCGCCGUUGACUGCAUACCACAGCUGGUUGCUUGGAAAACUUGGUUCUCUCUUUGAUCCCACAUGGUUUGCCCUGGACCAGUCCCGUGGCAUUGAAGAUCCCUUGUUGAAGGUGUUCAUGCGCGGAACAGUGAUUGCUUCGGAAUACCUUGUCUACAUCCCGGCCGUCGUUACCUUCCUGCGCCGCUUCACUCGCAUGCAGAGCGUUCCGGUUUGGUCUGCUUCAAUUGCCCUCACUGCGAUCCUCCUACAGCCCGCUACCAUCCUCAUCGACCACGGACACUUCCAAUAUAACACGGUGAUGCUGGGUUUGGUUGUUGCGAGCUUGGAUGCCAUCUUAGCUGGACGCAUGCUAUGGGCCUGCAUCUUCUUCGUGGGUGCUCUUGGUUUCAAGCAGAUGGCCUUGUACUAUGCUCCGGUCAUGUUCGCCUUCCUCCUUGGUGUCUGCAUCUUCCCCAAGAUCCGGUUCCUCCGUCUCAUCAGCAUUUCUCUUGUCACCCUUGUCGCAUUCGCUGUCCUGCUUGCUCCAAUGCUCAUUGGAGCGAUCGUUAUCUUCCAGCUGACUCAAAUUAUCCACCGCGUCUUUCCCUUUGCUCGUGGCCUGUUCGAGGACAAGGUUGCUAAUGCGUGGUGUGCCAUCCAUACGUUUUACAAACUUCACCGCUUCGAGGCCACUCUGCUCCAACGCAUGUCCCUUGGAGCGACGCUAGCAUCCAUUGCUGUUCCCUGCGCCAUCAUCUUCCGUCACCCGCGCGCAUCGCUACUUCUCCCAGCCCUGUCAAGUGUAGCCUGGGGCUUCUUCUUGUUCUCAUUCCAGGUGCAUGAGAAGAGUGUUCUCCUCCCCUUGCUUCCCAUGACUCUUCUCCUGGCUGGAGAUGGCGGACUAAGUAGAGAGACUCGGGCCUGGGUGGGCUGGGCCAACAUGCUUGGCUCGUGGACCAUGUAUCCUCUUCUGCAGCGUGACGAGCUUCGGAUUCCCUACUUCGUCAUGACUUUGCUUUGGGCCUACCUGUUGGGACUCCCUCCAACUUCGUUUGGAACAUUCCGCCGCCGUGCCUCUUUGGAAGACACCACCCCGGGCGCCGAGCUUCAUGUGCUGACCAAACUUCUGCACGCCUGCUUUUACCUUGCUAUGAUUGCAUGGCACGUUCUUGAGGCCUUUGUGGCACCCCCUCCUGGCAAGCCGGAUCUGUGGGUGGUACUGAAUGCCCUCAUCGGUGCUGGAGGCUUUGGAAUUGCAUAUCUGUGGUGUUUCUGGAAACUGAUCCAGCAGUGCCGCAGGAUCGACCAGAAGGCAGUCGAGGAAACGGAGAAGAAGAACCAGUGA